GGGCUUUUCUAGCUGUGUCUAUAGCUUAGUGUUUUCUCUUUGGGAGCUCUAAAGAUGAGAAUUCCACCAUGGCUUAUUCUGCUACUGAGUGUAGCUCAGUUUGUAAUCAGGUACGAUGCUGGUGCAGUGGAGCUCAGUGAGGACGCGGCCACAUUUUCUGAAAGUGGUGGGCUUAGCAGAGCCCAGUUUCCGAAGGGGUUUGUGUUCGGAACGGCGACGUCGGCUUACCAGGUCGAAGGCAUGGCCCAUAAAGAUGGCCGUGGGCCCAGCAUUUGGGAUGUCUUCAUUAAAAAUCCAGGAAUUGUUGCAAAUAAUGGUACUGGAGAGGUUUCAGUGGACCAAUACCACCGUUACAAAGAGGAUAUUGAUAUCAUGAAAAAACUCAAUUUUGACGCUUACCGAUUUUCAAUUUCGUGGUCACGCAUUUUUCCAGAGGGUACUGGAAAAGUAAACUGGAAGGGAGUUGCAUACUAUAACAGACUGAUCAACUACUUGCUCAAACAAGGCAUUACUCCAUAUGCAAAUCUUUACCAUUAUGAUCUUCCUGAGGCACUAGAGAAGAAGUACUUGGGUUUAUUAAAUGACCAAGUAGUAAAAGAUUUUGCUGACUAUGCAGACUUUUGUUUCAAGACAUUUGGAGACAGAGUCAAGAACUGGAUGACAUUCAACGAGCCCAGAGUUGUGGCUGCUCUUGGAUAUGACAAUGGAUUCUUUGCCCCAGGAAGGUGCUCCGAGGCAUAUGGGAACUGCACGGCUGGGAACUCAGCAACCGAACCUUAUAUCGCGGCCCACCAUUUGAUCUUAUCUCAUGCAGCCGCAGUUCAGAGAUACCGCGAAAAAUACCAACAAAAACAAAAGGGAAAGAUUGGAAUUUUGUUGGAUUUUGUUUGGUACGAGCCUCUUACGAGAUCAAAGGCUGAUAACUAUGCAGCUCAGAGAGCGCGCGAUUUUCAUGUUGGAUGGUUCAUUCAUCCCAUUGUGUAUGGUGAGUACCCAAAAACAAUGCAAGAAAUAGUAGGCAAAAGGCUACCAAAGUUCACAAAAGAUGAGAUUAAGAUGGUGAAGGGCUCAAUGGAUUUUGUGGGCAUCAAUCAAUACACUGCAUACUAUAUUUAUGAUCCUCACCAAACAAAACCAAAGGUCUUGGGGUACCAGCAGGACUGGAAUGCAGGAUUUGCAUACAAGAAGAAUAGAGUGCCAAUUGGUCCUAGAGCAUAUUCUAGUUGGCUUUACCAAGUUCCUUGGGGAUUGUACAACUGUUUAACAUACAUAAAAGAGCGCUAUGGAAACCCAACUGUGAUACUAUCUGAAAAUGGCAUGGAUGACCCGGGCAAUGUGACAAUGGCUCAAGGUUUACAUGACACAACAAGGAUCAAAUUCUACAAAAACUACUUGACUCAAAUGAAGAAAGCAGUUGAUGAAGGAGCUAAUGUGGUUGGCUACUUUGCAUGGUCAUUGCUUGACAACUUCGAGUGGAGAUUAGGUUACACUUCAAGGUUUGGCAUUGUCUAUGUUGAUUUCCACACCCUCAAAAGGUACCCAAAGAUGUCUGCCUAUUGGUUCCAAAAGCUUCUCCAAAGGAACAAGCAUUAGAGACCUACUAUGAGCAGCAUAAUAAGUAAUAGUCCUUGUGGUCUUUAACGUUGUGUAGUAUGCCAAAAUUAUCUUUACGGCAAUGAUGUUGAGUUUUUUUUCUUUCUUUAAUCUUAAGUCGGAUAAAUAAAUGUUGUAACUCUCAUGUUUUGUUGGUAGCCCAUAAAACAAUGUUCAAUAAAAUUGUUCAUCGUUUAGCUA
Molecule: messenger RNA, 1794 nt
Organism: Humulus lupulus (European hop)
Lineage: Eukaryota; Viridiplantae; Streptophyta; Magnoliopsida; Rosales; Cannabaceae
Product: beta-glucosidase 44-like
Exons: 11
Coding region: 55-1593 (512 amino acids)
Biological process (GO): carbohydrate metabolic process
Molecular function (GO): beta-glucosidase activity
Source: RefSeq, a predicted model, not a curated record